This is a messenger RNA of Abrus precatorius (Indian licorice), 654 nucleotides long. RefSeq names its product meiotic nuclear division protein 1 homolog. Bases 43 to 654 code for a protein of 203 amino acids. The record is from RefSeq and is a predicted model, not a curated record. Gene Ontology annotation, cellular component: nucleus. The transcript has 9 exons. Gene Ontology annotation, molecular function: double-stranded DNA binding. Gene Ontology annotation, biological process: reciprocal meiotic recombination. Lineage: Eukaryota; Viridiplantae; Streptophyta; Magnoliopsida; Fabales; Fabaceae.
UCGAAGAAAAGGGGUCUCUCAUUGGAAGAGAAGCGCGAGAAGAUGCUUCAAAUCUUCUACGAGUCCCAAGACUUCUUCCUGCUUAAGGAGCUCGAGAAGAUGGGUCCCAGAAAGGGGGUAAUCACUCAGUCUGUGAAAGAUGUUGUCCAAAGUUUAGUGGAUGAUGACCUUGUUUCCAAAGAUAAGAUAGGAACUUCUGUUUACUUCUGGAGUCUUCCUAGCUGUGCUGGAAAUCAGCUUAGGAACGUGUACCGCAAACUUGAUUCUGAUCUGCAAAGCAGUAAGAAACGGUAUGCCCAACUUGCUGACCAGUGUGAGGAACUAAAGAAAGGGCGAGAGGAAUCUGAUGAACGAGAGGAGGCCCUUGCGGAUCUAAAAGCCAUUGAGCUCAAGCAUAACGAAUUGAAGGAUGAGUUGGCAAAGUAUAGAGACAACGAUCCAGCUGCCUUUGAAGCAAUGAAGGAAGCAAUUGAAGUUGCCCAUGCAUCAGCCAACAGAUGGACAGACAACAUUUUCACCCUGAUGCAGUGGUGUUCAAACAACUUCCCUGAGGCUAAGGAACAACUUGAAACCAUGUACAAGGAGGUUGGUAUAACAGAUGAUUUUGACUAUUUGGAGUCCGCGCCUGUCCCACUCAAAGCAGUUGCUGAUUAA